AUGAAUUCCUCGGACUUGUACCUUUUGAAUCUUUGCGAUAACAUCUUCCUGUCCUGGAGUUUCGUCAAUACUUUCUCUCUCCCGGUUUUCCUGGCGGUGAUCGUUUUGGCGUUGCGCUCUUCGAGCCGCAGCCACACAGACGUCCUCACGCUCCACAUGGCGGCCGUGGAGCUGGUGGGAGUCCUGGGCUCCGGCUUCUGCAUCUACUCAAGCAUCAAUCUCCACCACAUUCUGUCCUAUGCAGGAGAAAACCUGCUGUAUAUGGCCACGCUGGGGCAGUCGCUCUUUCACCUCCUGGUGUGUGGUUUUAAAAUGAAUUAUUAA
This is a messenger RNA of Knipowitschia caucasica, 324 nucleotides long. NCBI's taxonomy places the organism in Eukaryota, Metazoa, Chordata, Actinopteri, Gobiiformes, Gobiidae. The record is from the annotation of a GenBank genome assembly.